CACGUGGCACCGCAACUCCUAGCAGAUGUACGACAUCUGACGCUGCUGACUCAGCUCACGUUAUCCGUAUCAUGUGUACGACCGUACGAGCCCCUUGUCGAAUCUCUGCCGUACCUGAGCCGUACUCUGACACAUCUGCACCUUUUCCUCCAUGUACCAUCAACGCCGCCUCCGCUGCCGCCGCCAUCACCUCAUUCACAUUCCGGCGGCAGCGGCGCCGGCGGCGGCAAGUUGUCGUACAAUCAAGAUCUGUCUCCGGAUCUGGCUCCUGUUCACUUGGCGGCGGCGGUGUCGCAGUGCUCUCGGCUGGUGUCUCUGGAGCUCCCCGGGGAGGAUCUGGAGGGACGUGUACCCAUGGUGCUGCAGGCCCUCCCCGGUCUGACCCGCCUCUCCGCCCGGCAGCUGGGCCCCUGGGAGCUCUCCCAGCCGCACACCGCCCUCGCCUCCCUGCACCUGCCCAUGUCCUGGCCCGAGCACCUGGCACCGCUGCUGCCCUCCCUGCCGCGACUCAAAACCCUGGCGGCGGAUCUGUACAUCCACG
Molecule: messenger RNA, 541 nt
Organism: Astrephomene gubernaculifera
Lineage: Eukaryota; Viridiplantae; Chlorophyta; Chlorophyceae; Chlamydomonadales; Astrephomenaceae
Source: the annotation of a GenBank genome assembly